Messenger RNA from Dovyalis caffra, 483 nucleotides. NCBI's taxonomy places the organism in Eukaryota, Viridiplantae, Streptophyta, Magnoliopsida, Malpighiales, Salicaceae. The record is from the annotation of a GenBank genome assembly.
AUGCUGUGCAUCAUCAACACUUCAAGCUUCGACAUUGUGGACAACAAAUUUCUUGAAGCCGAUGGGAAGAUAAUGAGUACAUCCUUUGAACUUUAUUUGGACAUGAGAAUCAAUACCCUUUGGCCUACGCCAGUUUGUAUUGACAGAGAUCCUGUGGUCAUUAUGUGGCCUCUUGAACUACUUAACUCUCUUCUUAACAAUCUUCUUCAUAAGAAACGACACUGCCAUUUUCACUUACCUUCAGUGAUUUUGCUACCCGCCAAGGUUCUGGAUCUGGAGUUAGGUCAAGAUUUUGUGUGGAUUUCUGAUGUUGUUGUUGAUGACGAUGACGAUAAAGAGACUAUUAUUUGGUGGAUUGUAAUUCAAAGAGCUUGGCAUCGCUAUUUCCUUAUUUGGCCUCUUAGUUCCAUGAAACUUAAUUUGCUAUCUAAAGCCGUGGUUAGAAUCUUGAUCUCCACCCGUCUUGCCUUAUUACCCAUCUAA